Molecule: messenger RNA, 4543 nt
Organism: Xyrauchen texanus (razorback sucker)
Lineage: Eukaryota; Metazoa; Chordata; Actinopteri; Cypriniformes; Catostomidae
Product: solute carrier family 22 member 23-like
Exons: 10
Coding region: 497-3421 (974 amino acids)
Biological process (GO): transmembrane transport
Cellular component (GO): membrane
Molecular function (GO): transmembrane transporter activity
Source: RefSeq, a predicted model, not a curated record
CUAUAUUAUCUCUAGAGAACGUGUGUUUAUGAUCUGAAUUAAUCAGGUUGUUUGAGACAGGAGGGAGAUUCCUCAUCUCAUGAGUGGAUCAUGACGCAUGGGUGACUAUAAUGUCCAGCGUCGCGGCUCUGAGUGGCUGUGUGUAUCGGGACAGGUGUGUUACCUGUGGCUGUGAAUGCUGGAAAGGGGCAGGGUUGUUUUCUUUCCAGUGUCGUUUCUUCCGGCACGGAUCACCAACAUGCCGAUGAAAUGAAUCGCAUUGUUUUAACUUUUUCACGACUAGACACGCAUUUGGAUGGUGGAGAGGUCGCGACAGUGGACCGAGCCGGUGAUUUCAUUCUACCGAUCGAUCUUGAACAGUUCGUGACGAUUUUUCAAUGAGUGAAGACACGCAAACCACUCCCUGAUCAUUGGACAUAGCAGCUCUUUUUGGUUGUAAUAGCGUUUAUUGAGCGCUACCGUGUGGAUCUGACGCAUUACCGAACCGGGCUGCAGUAUGUGCGAGACGGUGAUGGCCGUGUCCCAGCUGGACACCGAGCCUCAUCCACCGGAGAACGGCUUCGUCACACCCGAAACGAAUAAAUUGUCAGAUCUACUGUCGCACACCGACAGCAGAGUUUUGCCCAGUCUGGGCGGCUUUGGGAAAUUUCAGAAACAGCUGAUCGUCUUAACAUGGAUACCGGCCCUGUUCAUCGGCUUCAGCCAAUUUUCGGACAAUUUCCUUCUGUCGCAGCCGAGCUCGUGCGCACCAGUGAACGCGAACAACAGCGAGCCGUCAUCCCUUAUUUCGCACGCGUUAGUAAAUAAUGGAAGCAACGGCACCGACCGGUCAUCGCAGUGCAUCUGCAUGCAGUCAGGCUUUGAAUUGCAAAAUAACCUGGAGCAAAACGUUGUCACCAAGUGGAACCUGGUUUGUGACUCGGCCUGGAUCGUUCAUAUUGCCAAAUUCUCCCUGCUGGUGGGCUCCAUCUUUGGAUAUUUGGUGUUGGGAGUUCUGGCUGAUUGGUUUGGCCGUCACCCUGUCCUGAUCGUGUCCGUCUUCUUCAUGUUAGUAUUUGGCAUGACAGUGGCCUUCUCCGUCAACGUCCCAAUGUUCAGCACCCUGCGCUUCUUUGAGGGGUUUUGCUUAGCAGGGAUCACGCUCUCUCUCUAUGUUCUGAGGAUUGAGCUUUGUCUGCCAGGCUGGCGUUUCUCCAUGACCAUGGUGGCUAACUUUGUGGCGUUGGCUGGGCAGCUGCUCAUGCCUGGCCUGGCAGCUCUCUGUCGUGAUUGGCAGAUUCUGCAAGUGAUCAUAAUCUGCCCCCUGUUACUCAUGCUGUCCUAUAUCUGGAUUUUUCCAGAGUCUCUGCGCUGGCUGCUUGCUACUCGGCAGUACAGUCGCUCCAAAUGGAUCAUUGAACGCAUCGCGAAAAAGAAUAACGUCAAUCUAGAACAGGAUGCAGAAGAGCUGGUGGCAGAGCUAAACAGCGCCCUGCCAAAGCAAUCCAAGAAGACCUGCAUCGUGAAAAUGGUUGGCACGAGGAACCUGUGGAAGAAUAUCGUAGUGCUCUGCGUCAACUCACUAACAGGUUAUGGGAUCCAUCACUGCUUUGCACGCAGUAUGAUGGACCAGGAUAUGGAAACGACCACCAUGUUCCAUAAUUUCUAUGCUGACUACUACACCAUGGCGGGUAUUGCCGUGGCAUCCUGUGUGGCUUUGUGCCCUGCCGUGGGCGCUAUGGGUCGCCGUGGAGGACUCCUCAUGUUCAUGAUAAUCACCGCACUGGCAUCCCUCCUUCAGCUGGGCCUGCUCAACUUGUUGGGAAAAUACAGUGUUCAGCUGAAUAUCGAAAGCUCUGAUACACUGAAGUCCAAUUUCUCAGUGGCUUUCUCCAUCAUUGGCAUGUUCUCCUCCCACGCUGUUAGCAACCUAAGCAUCUUUUUUUGUGCUGAAAUCACUCCUACUGUUAUUAGAGGUGGUGGGCUAGGCCUAGUCCUGGCCAGUGCUGGGUUUGGCAUGCUGACAGCACCUAUCAUGGAGCUACAUAACCAGAAAGGCUAUUUUCUGCAUCAUGUCAUUUUUGCCUGCUGCACUCUUAUCUGCAUCAUAUGCAUCCUACUGUUGCCAGAAACUCACAACCAGUCACUACCAGAAACAUUUGCUGAUGGUGAAAAUUAUACACGUCAACCGCUAUUGCCACCUCGCAAGCCAGGCGAGCAGCGCCUUUUGCUGACCAAGUCUGAGAGCCAUGAAUAUGCCAGGGUGGGCGACACACCUCUGCAUGAAGCAGCUGUCACUGCUAUUUCCACUAUGGACUCUACAGCCUCGUCUGCUUACGAUCUACCAACACUCCUCAGCGCCCCUGUCAAGCAAGUGACUGGUCCGGUACAGCUACUUGGUAUGAAGACAUUGAGUUCUACCAAAGAGCAAGAUCAAAUCAAGCAAACCAUGGAUGAGUUUCCUACAUUUGUUACCACACUGGAAUCUUCUGCCCCAUCCAUAGAGGACCCUUUCCUCGCCUCUAUCCCAAACACCUCUACCCCAAUCACUAUUAAUUCUCUUCGGGCAUCUAAAAUAGAAUCUCCUCCAGAAGUUAUCUUAGAUGUACUGCCUUCUUCCACCAUUGACACUCCUCCUUUGAUCAACGAUCUGCUCCUGGAGUCUCCUACUUCUUCUUUUAUUGAUCAUUCCUUAGCCUCAACAAGUGAUCUCCGAACUCCCACACUUUUAGAUGUAGUUAUUCCUCCAAUCGUGGAAUCCCCUAUUCCAGUUGCCAGUGAUAGCAACUUCCAAGCUGAGAUGGACUCUACAGGUCCUCUUCUUGACUCCUCUUUGCCUCCACUUGUCACGGAGUCCAGCGUCCACCUCACAGUGGAAUCCCUAGAUACACCAGUAGAUGACAGCAUUCCUCUGUGUUCAAUGAAUGUUUCAGAUCCAUUAUCCCCCAUGACCGGGCAAUCCCCCAUUCACCCUUUAAAUGAAAUUCCUCCCCCUUCCUCAAUAGAUUCUCCUGUUUAUCUAGUCAAUGAAAUUCUACCCCCUUCCUCAACAGAAAUGCCAGUACUGCAAAUACUAGACUCAGAGUCCUCUACCCCAUCAAGUAAAGUUCAUGCUAUCCCACCUCAGUCCUUGUCUUCUCCUUUAGAUUCUGGCACGCCAUUAUUGCACUUAGUUGCUCCCUCUGCGAUGGACUUUAUAGAAUCUGGCCCUCCUUCAUCAGCUGUACUGGAGUCUUCAGCUACCUCAAGUAACGGUGCUGCCCUCCAGUCCACUGCAGACUUAAAUGCACCACAUGCUACAAGCACAGACUCUGUUACAGAACAUGGCCACCCCGUUAUGGCAGACCUGACCGUUUCCUCACCAAUUGACUUGGGUUUACCUCCACCCAUGGAAAUUACCAUCACAGAAACCAGCACUGCCAGUGGGGUGUUACCUUCAUGAUGGACAUAUUCACUCUACAACUUGGUGAGCAGCCUUACAAGAAACAGUUCUUGUCACUUAAGGAGGACUAAUACAGUUUCAAUGUCUGAAGUAUUUUUUGCUUUCCAGGAGCCAUGACCCAGGAAAGGAUUUGGCUCUUAAGGGUACAACCAUAGACUGUUGCCCAAAGGGUCUUUACUGUCCCGAUUUCCAUGUCUUAAUCAGCCCUACUUCACUGGUGCCAGUAUCUGCUUUUUGGGCAGCUAGAUUCAAAACUUCAGGUGUUAUCAUUGAGCUUCUAUUAUUAAAAACAUUAAGGCCACUAGUGACAGGUUCCCACUUGAGUAACACUGGAAUUCCCUAGUCUAGUGUUUAGACUUAUAUAUGCAUGUUUGAUAGCAAUUGAAAUCAAUGAUGCAUCAAAAGUAGUCAGACAUAAAUAGCGCUCAGUCAUUUUCUCAAGUCUGUGACAGGAGUGUAGACACACUGACUACAGUUCUAUCUAGAAAGAGCACUAUGCCAAAUGUAAAGAGAUAUUCACUUAACAUAGGGAAAUCCUCAAUAACACAAAACUGUACAUUAGAUGAUAGUAAUGUUGGGUAGUGGGUCUUGAAGUGGAAGACAAAAUCCUCUUCAAAAUAAGAGGUUUCUUCUAAUUUUGUGUUCUAAACUAACCACAUAUGUCUUUCCAAAAUCUGACAAACCUGUUUUAAAAUAGAUGCUACAAAGAUACUGCUCAGAAUGGUAUACCUUGGUUCAUCAGAGCUAAUCUCCUGGAUCUGGUGAAAAAUGUAAUUUUGAGGAACACAGAAUAUACUCAUAAUAGGUAAAGAACUAUUUUUCAUGACUGUCUAAGUGACCCACAACACACUCAAUCAAGUGUAUGCAACAGACUUAUUGUGAAUGUGAAAACAUUGGUGAAAUUUUGUAAUUUAUGCUGUAGUGGCACGAAAGUGGUGCUUUACAUAAAAAGGAAAAAAAGGAAAAGAAAAUGUAAUUUUGUCCCAAUGGUAUUUUGAACCGUUGUUACCAUAUGUGUGAAUGUAUGUGGCACUUUAUCUUUAACAAUGACAACAAAGCAUGUAAAAAUCAAAAACAAAACUUGUAAACACAUCAAAGUAAUAAGAACAAAUAUGAAUUUGA